Messenger RNA from Passer domesticus (house sparrow), 8720 nucleotides. RefSeq names its product TINCR ubiquitin domain containing (gene TINCR). The coding region runs from base 4247 to 4510 and encodes 87 amino acids. Lineage: Eukaryota; Metazoa; Chordata; Aves; Passeriformes; Passeridae. The record is from RefSeq and is a predicted model, not a curated record. The transcript is spliced from 4 exons. Gene Ontology annotation, molecular function: protein binding.
ACUCGGGCUUACACAUUUUGUCCUUAUCCAUUGGACUCUUAAAAAGCUGUUGCAUUUAAUUACUCAUUUCUCAAAGCAUUUAUUAAUCAUUUAUUAUCUCUUUGUUCGUUUGCUGGAGAUGUAACUUGACGUAUGAAGUGAGCCCAGUCAUUUCAUAACCGAGCACAUCUCAGGAGGAUGGAAGCACUGAGUGGUAGGAAGGGCCUUACUCAUCGUGGCACGUGGUGGUACAGCUCUAGCUGGGGCCUCUGGUACUUCAGAAAUAGAAAUACCACUGCCUUAAUCUGCCCCAUCACCUGAGAUAUCUGAGGCACUGAAUAAUUAGGUGACAGCUGCAUAUUGGAUUGAAGAUUAUAGCCUUGUUUUAGCACUGUUAAGCCUGCUCAGUUGUUCGCUAUGAAUGAACCUUUCCCAGCACCUGGUUUGGGUGUCAGAGCUCACAGUGCUGCAGCCUUCCCUCUGCACCUUUGGUUAACAGAGCAGGAGAACAGCUUUUGGGUUGAGAAUGUUGAGAACUGAGUCUUUUUGGGAAUCUGACAAAAAUCUCCUCUUUAGUACCCGGUGUUGUAGAACUGCAGGUAAAUUCUGGUCAGCCUGAGCACGGUGGUCACUCUCAUGCUUCAUCCCCUGCUCUCUGUCUGCUUCCAAACACAAAGUGUCCCCAAAGAGGCAUCAGAGGAAAAUCCUCAGCGUUCAGCACUACUGGCCACAAGUCCUGGCAUCAGAGGGCUCAGGGAACAGCACAGGGUCUGCCUUGGCAGAACGACAGCACUGGCUGAGUGAUUUCCUCAAAGACUUACAGGUUCUGCCAGGGGAGUCAGCAUCAGAUUUCUCCCAGAUGUUUCGGUUUCCUUGUGACUGCUACCAGAAGAUAAAGAAAGCUUUAUUUCCUGGUAGCAAGAAACCUUCAUUUCCAUAUUGAAACCUUUAUUUCCUUAUCAAAACCUUUAUUUUGUUAUUGAGCAGCAUCCCACUUCUCUAUUGCAUUUCUCAAGGAGAGCAGCACAGCAAACAGCAAAACAGCCACUGUCAAGCAACCAACCCCACCAAAACCCCACCUGCCUAAGGAAUGAAUGUCUCUAUUCUGUCAUUAUGAGAAGAAGUCAUAAGGCCCAAGAUCAUCCCAACCAUAUUGAGAUAUCUUAACAAAGCACCUGAUUCAGGCAGGUGUUUCUCUUUUGCUCUAGUCAAUGGAGUAAGGAAGCUCUGAGAACAGAAGAGGAGACAUCUUAUAAAUGCUGUUGCUUUAUUUCUUCUGUCCGUAAAAAAAGUCAAAGCCCACCUGGGUUUUAAAUUGCUUUUCAGGCUUUCCUAAUGAAUGUCUCUGAAUAUUUGCAUGUCUUUUGUUUGCCCUCAAUAUGGGGAAAAGCUUAAGUCAACAAGUUUUUAUUUGAUUUGUAAAUAAUGCCAGAGUGACACUUUAUUACGGAUUCCCAAAACUCCGGCUCCAUGUCUUAUCCUUCAGAUAUGACAUACCAGAGACAUCACCAGAGACAGGCUGCCAGGUGCAGAGUAGGGGACAAAAAUGAAAAUAAUUUUGAGGAAAGACCAUCUAGAACUUUACCCUAUACCUCUGUGUAGCCUACAAACCAUCAGGAGCUGGUGAAAUAAUUGCUUUGGACAGAUAAUAAAACAUCCUCAAGCAAAACUAAGGUAUUUAAUAUACUGCUCAAGUCAAUUUCCCUUAUUUCUGCUGUCCUUUUGCUUUUAAUAGUGGUUUAAUGAAAAAUCCAGAAUUAAUUGAAACUGGCAUUAGGCAUUCAUGUGUUCCGUGAGGAUUUCAUUGCUUCAAUAUUUCAUAAGCUGACUUCACUGCUAUGCUUCUCCUUAUCCUGCUUUCAUAGGCCAGGGUAUCAUCCCUUUUCAUAAAAUGAAGGGUCCCAGUGUGGACAGAUGGGGGUACAUGAGGAAAGUCUGCAACCACAUCAUAGGCAAAGAAAUAAAAAUAAUAGCUGCUUUCUUCCUGCCACCAUCCCCCCUUUCUCUGUAAUGAUUUGCAUCUGAGCCUUGAUGGGAAAGAGCUGUCCUAAAAAUAAACAGGAUCUGUCUGAAAGGUGUCUGAGGGAGGUAUUUGGCAACUGUCAGGCUGUCACGUAUGCUGGAGGGAUGGAGCUGAUGGACUCGCUGACACCAGACAGGCUCUGCUGAAGUGAGAAUGCCUUAUGCUCCCCUUGGCACUCACUGGGCAGAGUCUGCUGGCCAGAGCUGUCACACCACGGUGUGUCUGGGGCCUCUUCCAGGUCUGGCUGCCCUCAAUGAGAGGCUGCCCUUGCAUGGCUCUGGGAAUUGGAUCAGACCCUUGCUUUACCCCCGAGACUCUGGCUUUACUCCAGGGAUGAAGUUUGGCUCCCUAAGUGAAUGUCACCCCAGUGGGGAAGGAAUCACCAGCCCUGGGCUUGAGGCUUUCUGCAGGUCUCUGAAAAUGAGACCCCUCACUGAGGUACCUGGAUAUGGGGACCAGAGCCUGACCUUUUGUCUUUUCUGGGCUUUAGCAGCUUUAUCCCUCAGUUUCUCCAUCUCUAAUAGGGGUAGAGUUGUUCUGUCUUCAAGGUUAUUGGAAUAUUUGUAAAUGCAGGCAUCCUUAACUGCUCCCAAAGCAUGACUGUGCUGAACGCAGUUCCUGUUUCCCACAAGGUGCUUGGAGAACAUGUGUUACACCAUACUGCAGUCAUGAGGUGAGCAAACACAAACACCAAGACUGGCAUGACUCAUCUCACGCCUUUGCAGCAGCUCAGUGGCAGAGCAAGGACCCGAGAAUCCCAGACCCCACCAAAACAAUCAUACCUUGGGAGUGACCCAAGCUGAAAGGAAACGCUGCAAUUUCAGCAGCAGCAUGAAGCUUCAGUUCUUCUCAGCUGCACAGGGAAAUCUCCACUGCCCGUGGUUGUGGUGCAAGGGAAGAUAUUUGCUGCUGUUCUUGGCAGAGAUAAUGUGCUGGGGAGGGAGAAGGGAGGUGUGGAGGAAAGGUGGAAACCUCCUUGUUCCCCCAUGGGAGUGGACACUUCUCUUAUUCUCAAUGGCAGCUGACUGCUGCCUUAUCUGAAAAUCAGGCUGUUUUGUUAUCUGCUGGGAAAGAGCAGCUCCUCUUUAGUGAAGAGCAGACCCUGAACUCAACAGUCUUGCAGUACUUUGAAAAUACUGGUCUAUGUUAAGAAGAAUGGACGAGGGAAUUAAAGUCUGUAAUAUGGGCUGCAGAAAAGUUACCUACAAGAUAAGAGGGUGACUUGAUCUUUUUGAGAAAAAGAGCAAAAAAGGCUUCCUUAUCUUCAUGGUGUUUGCUCUGAAGUAUCAUCUUGUGACUGACAGAGUCUGCCUUGCAGGAUCAGUCAAUUACAGCCUGUGGAUGACAUCAACUCCUUCCUUUCAGAGUGGCAUUGCAUUUCCCAAAGUGUGGCUGGUUCCUCUUGGCACUUCAAGGCCUCUGUGCCACCUGUUUGUGCCUGCAGCCCUGUGGUUGAGGUAUGGGGCUCCCUCUGACGUGCUGCACAGGAUACCCAGCCCUGCAAUUAGACAGGGUCUGAAAGGAAGAGCAAAUCAAGACAACGAACCAUGGAGGACUCAUGUGAGUCAAUGUCAGAUGUGUGGGGGUGUGAUGAGGAGUGAGUGAGUCCUACCCCUUCUGGAGGGUCCCGGAUUGUUUGUGAGCAGUAACAGGGCAGAUCUCCUGGGGGAACCUGCGCUGCAGUGAUGAGAGUUGUUCACACAGCCAGGCUCUAGCUCAUCAGGGUGCUGGGCUCUCCUCUGUGAGGAAUUUGUCACUAUGCAGCUGUACUUCUCUUCAUUAAAGUGGCCAUGUUAAAUAGCUGUGAGGUUGCUAAAUGCCUGCUUUGCUAACUGAUCUUCUCCCCAGCUGGCAGCUUUUUAGAGCAGGAGACAUGAGGUUGCUAAACCCAUUCAUUUCUCACAUGCACCCACGUUUCUAAUGUCUGUGGAGAUCUGGCUUUAAAAGUCCUCUGCCAGCCAUUGGAAUGAAGAGCACUUUGUGAAGACACUGUAAUUAUGAUGGGAUUUAGGGGUGUGUGGAAAUGAUUCAUGGAGACAUUUCCCAGCCAGCAGGCUCAUGGAGCCAGGUGAGCUCUUCCCUGGAAUGUGAAGCACGCAGCGUGGCAACUGGGGAGAAACAGGUUUGGCAGGACGUUUUUAAGCUGUUUGCAGCAGCCAGCCUCUUCAGAGCCACGUCCCUGCCUUGCUGCUCUCCCAGCUGGAUGCUCUGCUCUGCCACGCCGGCCCUGCUGAGCUGGAGGGGAUGGACACGCUGCGCAGGAGCCUGUCUCGGUGGAAGAGGUACCACAUCAAGGUGCACCUGGCCGAUGAGGACCUGAUGAUGCCCCUGACAGUCAGGCCCAGGGACACGGUGAUGGACCUGAGGGCUCUCUUGGUCCGGGAGGGCAUCACCUCCUGGAAGAAGACGUUUUAUUACAACUCCAGGCAGCUCGAGGAGCAUGAGACGCUCAAAGAAGCCAAUAUCCAGAAUGGUUCUGUCCUCCUCCUUGUCAGCAAUAAAAGAUAAUGCCAAGGAGCACAGCCAAAGCCAUGAGGGACGGGGAGUGUGACAAGGGCUGAAGGGAAGCAGAUGGAAGAGAGCUGGCCCACGGAAAGGCAGCCUGGCCACCAGUGUUGGUAAGUCCCUCCCUGCAGGCCAGCUCGAGGACUGUUCACAAAAGCAGCUCCAAGUGUUUCCAGCAUGGUGCCCAUGAAUAAUUAACCCAAACAAAACAACAAAUGAGUGUUUCCUCAUCAGCGUGCCAUGCGGACCCAGCUGCCAACGGAGGAGUGUGGUGAGGCUGACUCAGCUCCUGAGAGCCAUGGACCAGUGAAAUGCCCAGGAAAGGGGAUUCCUGCCUGGGCAACGGAGCAACAAGGAGCUGAGGUGGACUUUGCUUAGGGCCCUAGAUGGGGACAUGGGACAUCCAAGCCUCCUGAUGGCUGCUCUCAGGAUUCUGCAUUGCUGCCUUUCUCCAGAGCAGGAAGAGCUGGUUUGGUUGCUGUCCUUCAAAUGAUGCAUCUCAUCACGUGGGAAAGAGUAGGACAAAACCACCUAGAAAGAGCCACAGGACCAGCACAAAAAGAGGUCCUUCAAAACCAGCCAGGCUCUUUGGAGUUUUGCCUUUCUGCAAAAGGCAAACUGACCUGAGCUGGAUUAGCUCCAGGAUCUACUCUAACACCUCCUGCCUGUAGCUGGCAGCUCUGGCCAGCUCUGGAAGGCUUUCUGCAGCUCAGGGGGAUAUCUGUAAUGACUGAAUUAACCGUGCUGCUGUGGGGAGCUGCCUGGAUACCAGCAAAGAUGCUGACAGUAAGAACUGCUGUGAAAUGGGUGUUUCCCUUGUCUGUGAACACAGGUGGGGCCGAGCCCAAGGACCAGCACUGGAAGGUGUGGGAGGUCCUGAGUGGGCUGGAGAUGGAGAAGUUUGAAAGCUCACAGAGCUGCUCUGUGCACGGGACUGCUGCUUGCUGGGACUGUUUACCUUUGGGAUCCUGCUGCUGGUGGAGCAUCACAGCACUGGAGCAUCCAAAGCACUGCUGUUCACCUCCUCCUUGCAGCUGCAGCCAGGACUUUCCAGCAGCUCCUUCUCCAGAGCAGAAGGCAAGCCCAGGCAGGUCCUCUCCAGUCAGGCAGCUCAGGCUGGGGCACGUUCCAGUGGCUCCUCUGUGCUUCUCCUGUACCCGAGACAAGCAUGCAUCAAGUGUUGCAGUUUACAGGGCCAUCAGCCUGGCAGCUUUCCUCACUAAAUUCGCUUUUUAAAGUUCCAUCAGUGCUGUAUCCAGGGGGAAUGGAGGAACAGAUGCAGCCUGUGAAGUCUGGCUUUAAUUCACCCGCCUCAUUUAAUUUCCUGCCCUGCCUACUAAUCAAUGAGUCUGCACUAGCAGCUCUGGGAAUACCAUGGCUUUUCCACAUCCAGGAGAGUUCAACCCAGUGGCUGAACUGCCAGGGUCUCAAGCAGGCUGUCACUGUCCUUUGAGGCCCCUUCAUUGUGGAUUUCCCUCCUCCAGAACCCUUGCAGACACCCUGCAGCCCACAGCAGCUGCUCCUCAUUUCCUUGCAGGGCACAGGGGCAGCUCUGUCCCAUUGUCCCCCUCAGCCUGUGUGGCAUUCCCUCCUGGAAGUUCUGUCCUUCAAGGGUUUCAGCCGCAGGCUUUGCUUUUUGGGCCACACGCUUCUUGCUGGGGCCAUUUGUCACCUCCCAGCAGAGCCUCCAGGGGCUGCUGUCCCCCCACAGCCCCCGAGUGUGGCACCUCCUGUGGCAGCAGCUCCCUGGCCACAGAAACACAACUUUCCCACUCAUCGUCCUGGGAAAAUCUGUCAGAAGAUCAGAGAAAAGAAUGAGAAACAAUUCUUGAAUUGCUACACCUAGGAUUGGAGAAACAAUUCUUAAAUUGCUGCCCCUAGGAUUGUGAACAUGUAAAAUGUGUUAUAAAGAUUUGUUUACCAAAAAGUAGUUUCUUAAUUUACCAAUAGUAAUAGUGUUUUAAGUAAAAAAAAAACCCAGUUAAGUCAACCUGUAGUGAACCAAUCUAUGAAAGAGCAAUGAGUUUCUUAAUGAAAAUACAUGAAUCAACUUUCUGUAAUACAUAAAGUCUACAGCAAUGAUGACCUGGCUGGCUUCAUCUGCUGUGGUGACCCCAGGUGUCCCUUCUCCAAGGACAGUGGUCCCACCUCAGCUCAGUGCUGCUGUCAGGCACUGCCUCAGACCCUCAGGGCUGCAGGAAGCAGCAGUGAAAGGGUUUCUGGCACUUCUGCUUUCUGUAAGCAGACCUCCUCAAUAUUGGGGUUUUUUUGGGGCUCCUGUUAAUCCAGGCAGUGCUGCUCUGUUGUUGAAUCAGCCGUGUCAAGGCUGCCUUUGCCUGGUAGUACCUAUUGUGUGACAUCUCUUGUUAUAACCUGUACCAGAUUGCUCUUUGCCUGCUAAAAUGGACAAUUAGGAUCCAGUUGUGAUGCAAAUCACACAGUGGAAUAAAAUCCCCCAUAAGUAGUUAUGUCAGCCUUUGUUAUGGCAGGGUGGCUUCAACUCUGCUCCUGCUCUGGAGGAUCAGGAGGAGAGAGUCUGUUGUGUUUUAUAGGCACAAACUCGAUGUAAAGCUGCCUUUAGGCACUGGCAGCCCUGGCAGUGAGUGUGUGUGUGCAAACCCAACAGACAGAUUCCACCCACACUGGAAAUUUGAUGAUUGCCUUGUUUUGUCAAGGCUCUGUUUUAUACACCACAGGCCAAGCCCGUGGGGUGAUUGCCAGUCUCUGCACAGGGGCUGAGAUGAGAGAGAAGCACAGAGAUGCUGGAAUUUCAGUCUGCCACCAAAUGUGCUCCUAAUCCUGAUGGCCUUGUAAUUGUGAUGCUGUCACUGGUGUCAUUGCAGUUGUUCUUGUCACUGUUUUCCUGUGGUUGGUGCUAAAUAUUGUAAAUGAAGAGAAAUAUUUAGAUUUGUAAUGGAAAUCUAAAUUUACGGUGGAAUUAAAAACACAGGAGCCUGAAAAGUCAAAUGGAAGAGGUAUGUUUUCAUUUCAAAUGGCAAGUCAUAGCCAUGUAAAGUGAUAUUUUGUUGAUACAGCUGCUUUUACUGCAGAUCUGCUUUGCAUUUCCCCAGGCCAUGGGUAGCAAAGAAUGACGCUGAACGUUUCCUCACCCUUGAGAACUGAGGUGGAAUAUCUGUGUUGAUAAAGAGCUACAGCUGGGGGUCAGUGUUGUGAGGGUUACCUGAGCUUGUGCCCUCCCUGUGAGACCCAGAGUGGGAGCAAUGCCUGUCCAUAAUGGAAAUUCUGCCUUCCAGAGGACAGCAGGAACGAGGGUGAGGCUGGUGGAGCCAGAUGGAUGAGCUGAGCUCAAAGUCCUCCGAGGAGCUAUGGCAACAGAACUUGUAUAUCUACUCAGAAAAGCCUUUGCAACCACCAUAAAUGACUUUAAAUGGCCUUAUUUUCCUGCUAGCAGUGGAAUAAGCAGCUUCAAUGGGGAGGAGUAAAUCCACUUGAUUACACAUGUUGCUGGGAAUAGCACUCUUAUUGGUUAUUACUAAUAACCCAAUCUGUUACUGGUGCUGUGGCUGCUGACACAGGCACUCUGAUCUGCCAGGGAAUAACUGUACAGCUCCUAAAAUUCCAAUUACACUGGAACAAGGGGACUCAGAAGGGCCCCAGGGGAGGAAACUCAGUGGGAAGCAAAGUCAACGUGGAGCACUUGGGUUAUAAAUAAGGGGUGUGACAAAUGAAAUCUAUCUUUGGAGGAGGAUUUCUGCCAGGCAAGGCUGAGCUCUUUCCAUCCUGAUGCUUUGCUCAGGCCAUCCAUGGUGUUGGUGUGUCAGGUCAUGAGGUGAUGGAGGUGUUGGUUUAUUGGCUGAUCUGGAGGAAAGAGGGAAUUCCAGCCCUUGGUGUGCAAAGCAGCUCGAGCUCAGGGCUUCAGUCCAGGAUUUAGAUGAAAUUUCUCCAUUGAAAUCAAUGGUAAAGCACCUGAUCACCACAGCAGGAGUGUUCUCACACAGCAAUGCCCUGGGAAAUUCUCUCUUGGAAUAGAUCACAUUCUGCUCUUAUUUAUACAAUUAUAAAUUCAGGGUAGCUCCAUUUGAAACAACUGUUUUCAUCUGAUGCAAAUAAAAUCAAGAUCUGGCCCAGGCUGCUUUUGUACACAAUGGAAACUGACUGAAUUAUGGAAAGCAAGAAACAAAUCUAAUGUAAAUCUGAAUGGAAAUAUCAUGCUCUCUGUUACAUCAGAAUAAAUUGGAAGGAAGUCUGUUGA